AUGAAUAAAUUAUUAUUUUUAACUAUUGCAGUAUUGCUAUUAUGUAUUACUUUUGCUAAUUCAGUUAGAUCUGAAAGUGAUACUAUAACUGAAGUAGACACAACCAAUUCAACUGGAAAUACAAAUACUACAGAUUCAAAUACAGGUGGUGGAUCAAAUAGUAGUACUUCAACAACUACCGAUGGAUCAACUACAGGAAGUUCAAACUCAACAACCUCGACAACUGGUAGCUCUAACUCGACCACCACCACCACCACCACCACAACAACCACCACUACCACUGGUUCAGCAACUACUACUGGAACAGGUGCUGUAUCUUCAAACACAUCCACCGCCACUGGAAAUCCAACAACAAGAACAUCAUCUUCCUCCUCCAAACUAAUAGGAAAUGCUUUGAUUGUUACAUUAUUAUCAUUAUCAAUCAAACUAUUAUUGUAA
Messenger RNA from Heterostelium album PN500, 438 nucleotides. RefSeq lists its product as uncharacterized. The transcript has a single exon. NCBI's taxonomy places the organism in Eukaryota, Evosea, Eumycetozoa, Acytosteliales, Acytosteliaceae. The record is from RefSeq and is a predicted model, not a curated record. Bases 1 to 438 code for a protein of 145 amino acids.